Molecule: messenger RNA, 11530 nt
Organism: Brassica rapa (field mustard)
Lineage: Eukaryota; Viridiplantae; Streptophyta; Magnoliopsida; Brassicales; Brassicaceae
Molecular function (GO): zinc ion binding
Source: RefSeq, a predicted model, not a curated record
CUUAUAUAUAUCCUUGAGUUUACACUAUGAUUCAACAUAAGAAAGGGAAACCUGAUCAGGAACCGAAAAAAAGAGAAUAGGUUGGGGUUGUUAAUCAACGAAAUAAUUUUCAUUCUCAUGAUAAGACUAUAGUAAACGUAAUUAUAUAUAUAGCAAUUAAAAAAAAAAAAAAUAUAUAUAUAUAUAUAGAAAUAUAGAUUUACCAAACUUUAUAGUACCCGAUGUAGAUUAAAACGAUUACUAAUGGGUGGAAAAUCUAUUAUUCCCUAUGCUUAUCACUAAGUAAUAGUUAGAAUUAGUUAUGGCAGAUAAAUAAGAAAAAGUUAAACGUAGAGUUAUUACUAGAAGUUGUAAUCAAUCUUUAGGUAUACAUACUAUCAAUAUUUUGCCAGAAUACAGACGAACGAACUAAGCGAAGGUAGAAUAUAUAAGAAAUUUUUGUUUGCGGUUUUUAACAAAGAUAGAUCAAUAUAUAAUAUUUAGAAUCUGAUUUCUAAACUAAGCACAUGGCUAGAAUGAGUAUUAUAUGCUUAAGUAGGACAUAAAAAAAUAAUAUGAUCUGACUAUUUAAAAAAUAAAAUUAAACAUUUGGAUAGUCAUACUUAUGUUUCUAAUAAUUUUAAUAUUUUUUCUUAUUUUAAAAUUUAGUUUACUAUUUUUCUCAUUAUAAAAAAGUAAAACAUGUCCAAAAUGACCAAAAAAUCAAAAGUCUUAAAAGAACAAACAAAAGUUCAAAGUAUCUCUUUUUCUAAUUUUUCCAAAUAAUUUUUCCAUAUCUUUAACCUACAUUCACAUGAUUGGUCAAAAGAAUGCGAUAAAUAAUUAAAAUAUUUUGAUAACAACCAACACUUUUAACUAACUCAAAAACUUCGCCAGGUUUUAUAAACGGGAAAAAUGUUAAACAAAUCCUCAGCUUUUUCAUUUGGACCAUUAUAAUCCCCAGGUUCCUAACUGACCAUAAAAACCUCAAAUUUUUUGUCGAUUGGAUCAUUUUAAACCCGGCGUUAAGUUCACUAACAGAGCGUCUAAACGCAGUUAAUUUUCGUCGUUAACCAAAACGACGUCGUCUUCUCCUCAAUUAAAAAAACACAUCUUCCUCAUUAUCUCUCAAAAUCGAUUUGGGGGUUUUCUCAAUUAAGAACCCUAAUUUCACGAUUUCGCCAGAAAGAAGAAGAGAGAAGAUGGGUAAUAAAAAGAACAAGAAGUCUCGACAAGGAAAACUCGGUGGUGCCAGUUCUGUAGCGAAAAGAAAAGGUGGAGUCGACGACGAAGCUGAUGUACGUAAGAAGAAAAAAGCAAAACAGAUGCACUCGACAGGGAAGAAGAAGGAGAAAUCAGCGAGGAUGACUGUGGUAUUGUCGGUGACGACGAAGCUGAUGAAGCCCCAGACAACGAAGAAGUCCCAAACAACGAAGAAGUCCCUGAUGAAGCAAACGGUCAUGGUGGUAUCAAGGAAGAAGCUGGUCGCGAUUUGACUGUCUUCUUCGGAGAAGUAGCGAGGAAUGAUGAUUGUGAGAAUGAUGAAGAUAGUGGGGACGAAUGGUAUUGGGAGCAUGAAAAAGAAGUUCCGGAUCCUCUAUCAUCAGAUGAUGAAAAUGAAGAACAAUCGAUUCCCAGUUUAGCCUACAGAGAAGAUGUGGAUCCAGAGGCAAUGCUUGGGCUGGGAAACACUUUCUCCACUGCUGAAGAAUUCAAGCAUACCCUUCUCAGGUAUACAUUAAAAACCCGACGCAACAUCGAGCUUUACCGGUCCACUGCUUUGAAGUUAGGUGCGAAGUGUGAAGAUGGCUCGUGUCCCUGGAGGGUGUAUUGUUCUUAUGAGAAGAGCAAACAGAAGCUGAUGAUCAAAUGUUAUGUGAAUGAGCACAAGUGUGAGAUAACAGGACACUCAAAGUUUUUGAAGUGUUCUACUAUAGCAAUGUUGUUCGCUGAGAGGCUGAGGUUGAAUCCCAAAAUCACCAAGCAUGAAAUUGCUUCUGAGAUCCAGAGAGAGUAUAGGAUGUUUGUGAGUGUGGAAGCUUGUGGGAAUGCGAAGACAAAAAUUAUGAAAGAAAGAAAAGCAAGCCACGAAGAACACUUCAACAAGAUAUGGGAUUAUCAAGCUGAGAUUUUUCGAACCAACCCUGGCACUACAAUGGAUAUCGAAACCAUCCCUGGACCGACAGUAGGAAGUAAACAGAGGUUUUUCCGGCUAUAUGUUUGCUUUCAUGCGCAGAAGGAGACUUGGAAGACUUCUUGUAGACCAAUAAUGGGUUUAGAUGGAGCUUUUCUAAAGUGGGACAUAAAGGGUCAUCUCUUGGCUGCUGUAGGACGUGAUGGAGACAAUCGGAUUGUUCCGAUUGCAUGGGCAGUAGUAGAAGUGGAGAAUGGCACGAAUUGGGACUGGUUUGUGAGACACCUCGCAAAUGACUUGGGAUUAAAGGAUGGCAAAGGCUAUGCUAUAUUGUCUGACAAACAAAAGGGUUUAGUGAAAGCAGUCCACACCAUUCUUCCAGAGGUUGAGCAUAGACAGUGUUGUAGACACAUUUUCGAUAAUUGGAAGAAGAGCAGCCAUGACAUGCAGCUACAAAGACUCUUCUGGCGAAUAGCAAGGAGUUAUACAAUUGGAGAUUAUAAAAUGUGGAGUGAGAGGCUGAAAGAGUACAAUCCAGGCGCCUAUGCUACUCUUCAAGUCACCAAACCAGAAACUUGGUCCAGAGCAUAUUUCAAAUUAGGGACCUUGUGCAACGAUAAUCUCAAUAACCUAAGUGAGUCCUUCAACAGAACCAUCCGUGAAGCAAGAAGAAAGCCAUUAUUGGAGAUGUUAGAGGAUAUAAGGAGACAGUGUAUGGUUCGAAACUUCAGAAAGGCUGUAAUGGCUAAAAAUGCUAAGACAAAGUUCACAAAAAGGACGCAUCUUCAGAUGGCUAAAGUGGAGUCAAAGUCUAAGGAUUGUAUGAGCUUUCCAGCAGUUGGUCCAGUCACAGAGGUUGAUUAUGGUGGUGUGGCUUAUGCUGUGGAUAUGGAUGAGCUAAGUUGUGGGUGUAUCCAGUGGCAAAUGACUGGAAUUCCUUGCAUUCAUGCCGCCUAUGUGAUCCUUAAAGAUGGUAAAAAACUUUCUGACUUUGUAUCUCCUUGUUAUACCAUAGCUAUGUGGCGUCAAACCUAUAGUAUGGGGGUAAGGCCUGUUCAAGGGAAGAACCUAUGGCCUGAGACGGGUAGAUUAGGUGUCCUCCCACCACCUUGGAGAAAAGGAAACCCGGGAAGACCAAAGAACCAUGAUAGGUUCAAGAGCAAGGGUGAGACAGAGAAGGGCCCGAAAGUCUCUGCAACUGAUAGCACGAAGCUAACUCGUGCUGAUCGAGUUAUUACAUGUUCUAAUUGCAAGCAAGAGCAUCAUAACAAGAAGACAUGUAAGAAUGACUUUGUUGAAAGUCAGCCCAAGAAACCACGAGGUCGCCCUAGGAAAAAUCAGGCAAGUUUCAAGAUGUUUUUGGUUUGUUUCUGAUCUUCUUAUGCUCACUUGAUUUUCUUUUUCAUUGUCAGUCUAAUGCAUCAUCGUCACAGCCAAGCCAGGGACAGUCUCAUGCUUCAUCAUCACAACCAACCCAGCCACAAGUGUCAACACAGCCACGAGGGGAAUCAACACAGCCACAAGGGUCAGGGAGAUGGGAACAAGCCACACAUGCACCACCAAACUCAGAUGCGUCGGUAUGGGGUCGAUGGUUUUCAUGAUUUCGAAGUUAGAAGGGGCAGAAGCAGAAGAUAGUAUUUUCGGAUUUAGUGUUUUGAAGUUUUAGUGUUUUGACACUCAUGUUUCAGUUUUAGUGCUUUGACACUCAUGUUUCAGGUUUAUGUCUUGUGUAUCAGUAUUUUCGGAUCUAUUUUGUAGUGCUUUGACACUUAACUUAUGCUAUGUUUCAUCAAGCUUUAUUUAAGAUUGGUUUGUAUCUCAAACAACAACAACAACAACAACAACAACAACAACUUAGUUCAUUACUUCAAACAACAACAUAGUCAAUGAAACCAACAUAAUAGUCACUAAAUUAAGCCCCAAACAUAGUCAAGACCAAACAUUAAAAUUGUCACUUAAUCAAGUAAAUACAACAAGACACAAACACCAACAAUUUAGUUCUUCACCUCAAGCAAAUAACUAACUUAAUUCUACAUCAAACUAACUAGUAGGACAAUGAUGAUCACGCACAUGAUCACAAACAAGAUCGUCAUCAUCACCUUACACCUCUUCACCUCUUUUUUGGCUCUUACAACCUCUUCCAUCAACUCAGUGACCACGCCUUUCAAAUCCUCAAUAUCAGAUUUUUCUUUGUUAAGCUCAGCUUCAAGCAGUACAAUCUUUGGUAAGGCAUCUUGAACCUCUUCAUAAACAGCAUCCUCAACCCAUUUAAACAAGUGGUUCUAUGCAAAAACCAUAAAAUUUUAGGCAUAUUUCUUUAUGUUCAAUUUGAAUAAACGACAACAAUAUAAUCAAGAAGAUAAGAAGCUACCUUUCUUCUCGUAAGACAUCUGAAGAAAGGUCUCCCCGGAUUCUUGUUAGUCUCAGACGUGUAGAUUGUUGUCUUAGUCCCGCAAACACAGCUCGCCGGAAACCCGCGAAUACCGUAUGUGUUCACGGUUGAACUCUCAGCUGUCAAAUCCGAACUCAUCUUCGUGCUAUGGGAAGUCAGUCGUGUGGGAUUGGAGGAUUUUGAGUUGUAAUCGCAAAUUUUAGGGUUGGUGUGUCAAGAAAAUCCCCAAAUCGAUUUGGGGGAAAAUGAUAUUAGGGUUUCGGAUCUUAUUUUGAAGUUUAAGAUAAAACGUUGUCGUAUUGGCUAACUGCGCAAAUUAACAGGGUUAACAUGUUCCGUUAGUCUAAUUAACGUCGGGUCUAAUUUGAUCCAGUCAAAGAAAAGUUAGCUGGUUUUUUUAAAGUCAAAGAAAAGUUUAUUGUUUUUCAGGUCUUUCCGAAAGCUGGGGAUUAUAAUGGUCCAAAUGAAAAAGCUGAGGAUUUGUUUAACAUUUUUCCCUUUUAUAAACACAACACGUAAAGUAAUUUACAAGAUUCUCAAUUCAGAAUAAAAAUGAUUUACAGUAUUUAGCCAUUGUAUAAGUUAUUUUCAGAGUCUCUAUUUAGAGUAUUUCAGAUCCAAAUAUGUUUUGGAGCAAUGUGGAGAUUAUGGAGCAUUUUAGAGCUUAUGGAUGAAAAAACUUGCAGCUUCUCAAGAAACUAGAAGACAGAGCCGACAUUCAGAAAAGUGUCGAUCGACACCUCUUCCUUGGUGUCGCUCUACAUCCGCGCAAGUAGACGGGCCCGACUUGUUUCAAGCCGACUCAAGCCCAAAAUUUCCACAUAUUACAAGAUUGCUCCUGGCAGACUUUAUACCUAAUAUUUAUAGUUUUUGGUAUUGUCUACCCAAAACACACAUCUUACAAACCACCUUAUACAUAUUCACAGAGCUUUUAGUUUUAGUAGUUUUUGGAGAGAAGAUCAAAGACUCAUUCAGAAAUUUGUAUAAGAACUCUGAUAUCUCUUACUUUAUUCUAUUCAUGCAAUUUCGUUCACUUAUUCUUUAUGUCGAAGUAACCAUCAUGUUGGAUUUAGUGUUUUAUUAAGGUUUCAAUGAAUUAUUGAUACAUAGAACUGGUAGGAUAAUUUAUGAGAUCCUUCCUAGAAUUGAUCUAACUCCUUGUGUUCUAUAAUAGCUAACUAGAACCCUGAACAUAGGAUUAUAGACAACCACACAAGUGAGUUCAUUACGUGAUAAUAAUCCUGCUGAGCUAGGUUUUUAGGCGCAUGCGAGAGCUGGUUUAAUCAUCAGGUCAACAUAUCGAUUAGGCAUUAAUGCUUGUUUAAAUAGGUAUCGAUCGAAACAAUGUAGUAUCGAUCGACAAUCGCUCCUCAUUCUUACGCGAGAGCUAGAAUAUUGGAUUAAAGAUCUGAUUAGACUCGCAGCAAGAGCUGGAUAUUUUACUAUUGCAUUAGAGUUCUAGAUCGGUUCAUCACACACCCUUAGCAUCUAUAACUGAUAAUUAUGAUUGCCUGAAAUCCGAAGUCUAACUUUCAUCCCAAUAUCUUACAACCGAAUAUUUACUUAUUUAUUGCUAUUUAAUACUUUGAUAAUUACUUCCCUAGCUUAAUAUUGAUUUUUAUAGUUUAUUGUGUGACCACGCUCCAUGUGGAUUUGAUCUUUUAGUACUACAAUUCGAUAUCUUAUUUGAGAGAGAAGGUUGCUCUAGGUUAAUUUGAGAAAUAUCAACUAGGUUGCUCUAGGUUAAUUUGAGAAAUAUCAACUACUAUGAAAAAACCUUUGUGAAAAUUAGUACAAUGUUCUCAUACUUUACUUUCAUCGAAUGCUUUUAAUGUUCUCAAAUCAAAUAAAAAAACCAAAAACACUUUUAAAAUUCAUCAUUUGAUUAAAUAUGUUUUUGACUCAAUUUAUUUCCAUGUCAAUUAAAAAUAAUUAACUCUAAAAAUCAUCUUCACACUCUAGUAUUUUUUUUUCAUGUAACUGAGUUUCGUCAAACUGUUUUUUUUUCAAAAGAUUUAACAUUUAUGUAAAUACAGGAUCAACAUCCAUAUCAUGAGAAAUACAUUGAGUUAUACUUAAACUAAAAGUAAACCCUUCAUGUCUAUACUUCCCCAAAAACAGAAUUAAACUACACCUUCUAAUUGUUUCAAAGCAUUAUCAAUGCAUACAGAUUUAGCUUGUAAGUUCAAAUAAAACUGACUUGUGGAGCUUGAAAUCUAAUUGCAUUGAGACUUUUGAUUGAGACUCUUCCUAGGAGUACUGUAUAAAGAUUUCACUCUAAAAAGAACAUUGUCAAAUUAAAUCUUCUAUCUCUUUGUAGAACAAGAAAUUAAACAAGGCAUAUACAUAUACACUGCAAAUUUCCAAAGAAUGAAAUAGCUUUUACACACGAAUAAGCCACAUCACUAACAACAAUAUUAAGACUAUGACAAUCACACAAUAUGUACAAUGCUUUUAGAUUUAUAUCAAAAAAUUAUUUUCUGAACACCUAGAUGUUUUCCUUUCCAUAUUGGAACCACCAUUAUAACAUUGAUCACUCACAUUACCAACAUUAAUAGUAAGAGACUUUAGAGAAUCUAACAAUUUUCAAACAGUCCUAGUCUGGAUGUGUCAUCUACCAUAUGAAACUCUAAGAAAUACUCUUGUACUCUUAUAUUUUUAUUUUAUAGAUUCACAUAUUACUACUAGAGUCAUUUGUUCUUGGUGGCCCGCAUCCGGUAUCCGGUGUACAAUCAAGAAUGACAAAAAAAUAAUUUCCUCUUUAAUGACUUAUACAAAGGAAAUUUAAACAUUAUGAGCUAAAAGAGAAAUAAGCUCAUUCAGAAUAUUAUUACCCAAAUAAUGAUGAUGGAUUUCUAGACUUUGAAUGUGUCUAUUAUGAGUUUGAAUUACCAAGUCAAGUUCUGCAAUCAUCUCAAUAGAGCUUAAGAAAUUAUCAUUGUUAUCUUGAUAAAGUUUUUCAUUUUUCCUCUAAAUGCGAAAUUCCGUUUAGCAAGAAAUUUCACUUCAACAAUUAUUCUAAUUAAAAUAAGCCUCCAACGCUCUUUUGCUUUUGUAAUUUUUUCGUAAUCCUUUAUCACUCCUUAAUUUUUCUCCAUUCUAACUUUUAAUACAUUCCAAGUUUUCAUGUUAGUCAUAUGAUCUACUUUUUUUAUCAUGGUAUUUAAUCCUCUCACUGAGAUGCUUCCAUUCUUUUGAUUUAUCAUUAGCUAACGAACUUAAGAAAACAUUAGAUUUAAAAAACUUGCCACAAAAACAGCAACAUAUGUCCUCAUGUUUAGAGUAAACCAACCAAUUUUAUCACUAAUUUCCCCAUUACUCAACUUAGAAUCAUAAGCAUAUGAAAACCAUCUAGAGCUCUUAUAUAAGGGAAACACAAGAUUCAUUGCUUUUUUAAACCUCUUUUCAACUAACAAAUCUUCCAUGUUAUUAUCAAGGUUGUUCCAAUGCCUAGGAUCAUAUAUAUCAAUGAAUGAGCCAUUUUUUGUUCAUGAACAUUCAAGCCUUCAACAUUAGAUUCGUCUAACACAUUAUUAUGCCCGCUCAAAUGAUCAUUUGAUUCAGUACUAUUAUCCUCUUAAUAGCAGGUUCAUGAUAUUUAUUAGAAUUUUCUCAUAUCACAAAUUUAUCCAUAGAACCUUUCUGAGAUUUUAUAAACAAUUCUGCUAACUUGUUUUCUUUUCCUUUUUUGAUAUCCCAAUAAGUAAUUCUCAGUCAUAAUUUAAGCUAAAUAUCAAAUAACCCGAAAAUAUCACCUUGUAAUAUGAAUUUCCAAGGAAGUGAGUGAACCUGAAAUUAGAAAAACGUUUAAAUUCAGUUAGACCAUUCACUGUACACUAAAUCAUAUACAAUACGUCAAUGAUUAAAACAAUAUAUAGGAACGUUUGAUGUGGAGAAACACUUAUAGAGACAAAAUAUAAAUUGUAUCAUAACUAAAGUGAUUUUUCGUAGUUUUCCAGAAAAAAAUUGUGUGAACACAAAAAUAUAGAAUAAUAACAAUAUAUAAAGAUCAUAGAUCAAUAAUCUAAAAACGAAAUAUUGGCCAUGGUGAAUUGCUAAUUUAGAGAAAGGUUUUGUAAGAAACAAGUUUUAAAAAGACCAUUAAACCUUACUCAAAAAUAUUGUCUCUACUUCAACAAAACUAAGUAAAACUCUUUUUAUGGCAAUUGGUGUCAUGAUCCAUAUCAGUUAGGAAGAAUCUGCGCACAAGGGAAAUAGAAGGGGACAUAUGUUGUGCCCGUUGUGGAGCUUCAGACGAGUCGAUAAAUCAUGAAUUGUUCUUUGAAUGCCCUCCAGCACUUCAGGUUUGGCGUUAUCAAAGAUCUCAUCAAACCCAACUAUUUUUCCAACUAGUUCCAUAUUUACAAAUAUGGAUCACUUUUUCUGGAGAGUUCUUUCGCAAAUGGAUGAUCAUCAGUUUGCAUAGAUACUAUGGUACAUUUGAAAAGGAAGAAAUAAUAAAGUAUUUAGCAAUUUGGACAUGGAUCCCACGGAAACAUUCAAAUUGGGGGAAACCAAAUCAACACUUUAGGCGGAGGCACAUGUGAUGAACACCUAGAGGGCAGUACAAUCUGCAGAGGUUACGACCCUACCGUUAAUCCCAGGAUGCUGGUAUUUUACAGACGGUUCUUGGAAAGAAAAUGACAUUUUCUCCGGACAAGGUUGGUAUAGUACUCUAGAAGGUUUUGAUGGUUUGAUGGGGGCAAAAAAUGUCAGGGGUAGUCUCUCUCCGCUUCACACGGAGGUGGAAGCGCUAAUAUGAGCAAUGAAAUGUAUGAUGAACUUACGUCAGUUUCAGGUUACAUUUGCAACGGAUUAUUCUCAAUUGGUGAAGAUGGUUUCAGAACCAGAAUAAUUGCCAGCUUUUGCAAGUUAUUUAGAUGAUAUCAAGAUCCUGAAAAAAAGCUUCCCCAGCUCAAUGAUCAUUCAUGUACCACAAACGCAAAAUUCAAAGGCGGAGAGCCUAGCACGCAGUGUCAGGAGUCAACUGUCUUACGUCGUUCACAUGGAUGUGGAAUCACCCGUUUGGUUUACACAGUCAAUAUGAGUUUGUAUAUGUUGAUGACAAAAAAAAAAAUUAAAACUCUUUUUAUGGGCUCCUUUUUUCUAAGGCCCAAAAUGUCCAUCCAUUGACAAAUUCUUUAAGGUAGCCUUGGACUUUACCAAAUAUUAUUAAAUAUAUUAAAGUAUUAGUAAAAUAUAGAGAUAAUUCAGUUGUAAAUAUAAAACAAACAAAUAAAAUGUUUAAUUUGUAUUUAUAUUGUUUAUAUAUAUAUAUAUAUUAUUAAUUUAUGAUUUAAUGAAAUUAUGUGUAUAUAUAGGAUUUUAUCUAAAAAUUGUUAUCUUAGUAUCUUAGCGAUUUGUAUCAUUUCUGAACUGGUUCAUUUCAGAAGCGAUGAAAUUUACUAAUUUAUUGAGUAUUAAUUUAUAAAAAAAUUACUGUAUAUAUUAUUUUUUGACUAGUGCAUUAUUUUCUUAUGGUAACUGUAAAAUUUCUAUAACAACAAUACAAUGGUAUCCUAUCAAACAAACAAAGGAAAUCAAAAGUGGUAAAACUAUUAUUCAUGAAAGCAAAAGUCAUAACUAACUAUAUAUUGUAUUUAAUUUCGUAAGAAGCUUAGUUGCAUGUUUGAAGUAAUGAAUGACAUAACAUUUGUAUGAAGAAAUUAGUGCAGUUUCAUUUCAAAUUAACAUUAUUAAAAAUGGUAUUUUAUAUCCAAACGUUACAGUUUUUAUUUAGGAGGUGAUUGGUCUAUUAUGGGUUAAUUGGAGUACUAGCCAUAGGAAGAAACAAAAUUAAGAAAAUAACCAUAAGCAUUUGAUGUGACAGGUUUGCUUAUGAGUAGACAUUUUUCUCAUUCACCGCGAGUCAACAUAUGAAACAUGCGCUGGCUUUAUCAAUAACAGGGUACAUAAUACUAUUAUGUUUUCUUAUUUGCAAAUAGAACAAUCUAUAUAAUAAAAGACAACAAAUCAAACGAGGGAGAGGGAGAGGGAGAGGGAGAGGGAGAGGGAGAGGGAGAGGGAGAGAGAGGGAAGGUGAGAAAGAUAUGUGUUGUAAAGUUAUGGUUAUAUUAUAUAGUGAGAUUGCAUCCUAUAUACACAAGUUUUUUUCUAAUUAAGUCACUAUCCUAUUCCAUAUCAUGGUGUCUUUAUUGAUAGACACCAAACUUGUCAAAUCAUGUGUAUUUAUCUAAUUUCAAAUUUCUUUGUGGUUUUUUUAACUAAUUGACUCUAUUAUAUAUUUCCUAAAUAAUAUAGAACACAACAAAAUUACAAUAUAUGAAUAAGAAAUAGAACUAUACUAUAUAAAUGUAAAAUAUAGUAUAGAUUUAAAACUUAGUUUAUGUAAUAUAGAUUAAAUUUAUAGAAAUAUUUUUUAAAAAAAUUUUCAAAACAUAUUAUGUAGAAAAAUCUAUGUUUUUAUUAUGUAAAAUAUAAAACUGAAUAUUUAUAUUAAACAAAACUAAUAGCUAUUAAAAAUAGAAAGGGAAACAUGAUUGUAACCAAAAAAAAGAAAAAAAGUAAUAAAAAAAUAAGUCUAGACAAUCCUAGAUAAAGGGAUGAAAUGACAAUUAAUAUAUAAUGUAUAAGUUAUAUUCUAACCAUGACUUUCUAAUGGUUACUUGGUGAAUUAAUGUUUUUUUAUGGCUAUUGUGUGCAAAUUCCCACUGGUCAUAUAUAGGUGUAGAUACUUUAGACAACAAAUAUUUAGUCUAUUACUAUAUAUGUUUACCAAUUAAAUUUUUCUUUAAAAAACUACUGUUUAAAAUUCUCUAGAUAAUUAAAAUUGAUGUAGAGAAUUUUAUUUCUAGAGAAAAAAUAGUGUCUUACAAAGUUACAGUGAAAUAUUUUUUACAAUAAAUAAAUCUUCAACUUAAAUUCUAAAACCAAAAACGUAAAAUUAAAGCUCAUUUUCACUAGCUAGGUUAGAUAGUAGAAAUAGAAUCUCUAAACAAAUGAUCGAUGCUCCAACAAACACUACAAAAACAUAUAAACCGGUUAUAAAAAAAAAAUUCUACAAC